This is a messenger RNA of Hordeum vulgare subsp. vulgare (domesticated barley), 2588 nucleotides long. RefSeq names its product receptor-like protein 2. The transcript has a single exon. The record is from RefSeq and is a predicted model, not a curated record. Gene Ontology annotation, molecular function: protein binding. Lineage: Eukaryota; Viridiplantae; Streptophyta; Magnoliopsida; Poales; Poaceae. Bases 238 to 2373 code for a protein of 711 amino acids.
UUUGUGCUUGGAAGUCAGAUCACGAAUAAAUUUCAGUGAAUAUGCAUUACGCCAAUACCAGCUAAUCCUUGACCCUGAUUUUCUUUUCAUCACGAUGACCAGAGCUGAUCUGACAAAACAGAGACCAGAGCAGGUUGUUCCUGUCCUCUCUUGCUCUUUCUUCACCAGAACCUACUGCUUUAUCCUGGCAAACCAAAGCUUAAGCUUCUGUUUCCAUGCUAAUUUCCCGAGGAAACCAUGCAGCUACUCAGUAGCUCUAGCUGGAACCUGUUUCCCAUACCUUCCAUUUGUUUGACUAUUGUGCUACUGGUCUCCUUGGCUUCUCACACCAGCUCCUGCACGGAGCAGGAGAAGAGCUCGCUUCUCCAGUUCCUCGCUGGGCUAUCGCGGGACGGUAGCCUCACGGCGUCAUGGCGGCACGACACCGACUGCUGCACAUGGGAAGGGAUCACCUGCAACCAAGAUAGGAAGGUCACCGAUGUUUUGCUGGCUUCUCGAGGCCUUGAGGGGUCCAUCUCGCCGUUCCUUGGCAACCUCACUGGCCUCUUGCACGUCAACCUGUCGCGCAAUUCGCUGUCUGGCGGCUUGCCGCCAAAAUUGGUGUCAUCCAACAGCAUCCUUGUCCUUGACGUCAGCUUCAACCGCCUCACAGGAGGCCUGAGUGAGCUGCCAUCUUCAACCCAUGCACGACCUCUGCAGGUACUGAACAUCUCAAGUAACUUGUUUACAGGAAGAUUUCCAUCCACUAUAUGGGAGGUGAUGAAGAGCCUGGUGUCGCUCAAUGCCAGCACCAACAGUUUUACAGGACAGAUUCCAAUUACCCCAUGUGUUAGUGCACCAUCUUUUGCUGUGCUUGAACUCAGUUUUAACCAAUUAAGUGGAAACAUCCCUCAGGGGCUCGGUAAUUGCUCCAUGCUGAAGUUGCUCAGCGCUGGCUACAACAAUCUCGGUGGGUCUCUUCCAGAUGAAAUUUUCAAUAUUAGCUCGUUAGAGCGCCUCUAUUUACAUAGAAAUUUGUUAGAAGGGGCUCUCAGUGGCAUCAGCAAGCUCACAAAUCUGGUCACCCUUGAUCUUGGGGGGAAUAGGUUUACCGGCAAUAUUCCAGAGUCUAUAGGUGAUCUGAAGAGAUUGGAGGAGCUGCACUUGGACCACAACAACAUAUCAGGGGAGCUGCCAGCAGCUCUAAGCAACUGCACAAAUCUCGUAACAAUUGAUCUCAAGAGCAACCAUUUCAGUGGAAAACUUACCAGGAUCAACUUCAUAAGGCUUCCCAAUCUGAAGAAAUUAGAUCUUCUUUUUAACGACUUCACCGGCACAAUUCCAGAAAGCAUAUACUCCUGUAGCAAGCUGACUGCACUAAGGCUAUCUUACAACCAUUUCAAUGGUCAACUGUCAGAAAAAAUAGGCAAUCUGAAGUCCCUCUCAUUCUUAUCACUUGCUAAUAACUCUCUUACAAAUAUCACAAGAACACUUCAGAUCCUUGGGAGUUCCAGGAGCCUCACCAUCCUUUAUAUUGGGUUCAACUUCCGGCAUGAGACCAUGCCAGAGGGUGACAGCAUUGAUGGUUUUGAGAAUCUCCAGGUUCUUUCUGUCAAUGAUUGUUCAUUGUCUGGAAGAAUACCUGAUUGGUUAUCAAAGCUCACAAAUUUGGGGAUGCUAUUUUUGCAAAACAAUCAACUAACUGGACCAAUACCUGACUGGAUCAGCAGCCUAAACUUGCUCUUCCAUCUAGAUAUAUCAAACAACAGCCUUACAGGGCAAAUUCCAAGUGCCUUAAUGGAAAUGCCAAUGCUAGAAUCAGAUAACACUGCACCAAAGGUCUUCUUUGAGCUGCCUGUUUGGAACAAGAACACAUUAAUGCAAUACCUCAUGCUCAGUGCUUUUCCUAAAGUGCUUAAUCUAGCCAUCAAUAAUUUCACUGGUCUAAUCCCGGAGGAGAUUGGUCAGUUAAAAGCACUCGUCAUGCUCAAUUUAAGCUCCAAUGAGUUAUCUGGAGAGAUCCCUCAAACGAUCAGCAACCUCAAGAACCUGCAGGUGCUCGACUUGUCUGUUAAUCGUCUUACUGGUGUAAUUCCAGCUGCACUGAACAAUCUGAACUUCCUUUCUGAGUUUGACAUUUCUAAUAAUGACCUAGAAGGCCCUAUUCCAACUGGGGGGCAGCUUAGCACGUUUGCAGAUUCAAGCUUUGAUGGAAACUCAAAACUGUGUGGUCCUAUGACUCUAAGCCGCUGUGGCUCAGAAGGAGCAGGUCCAACAUCCAUUUCCUACACAAAACAGUUCAGAUGUAAGGUCAUCUUCGCGAUCUCUUUUGGUGUUUUCUUUGGAGUCGGAGUGCUAUAUGAUCAGAUGAUUUUAGCUAAAUAUUUUGGCUAAACCAUGGCAAUUGUUACACUGCAAUGAACUGUGACAUAACCUAAAGUGGUUCUCAAUUCAGCAUGACCAAGUCAGUGGCUCCGGCUCCAGCAAAAUCAACAUCCCUGGCAAGUCUGGCAUCUCUAGUUAUUGACGUUCAAUCUGUACUCUAUGUAAAUGAAAUAAUUAGUGAGUGAGAAACGUCAACAGUGUGUAACUAUUUGUUCAGUAUUACU